Messenger RNA from Oryzias melastigma (Indian medaka), 1505 nucleotides. RefSeq names its product spindle assembly checkpoint kinase. The record is from RefSeq and is a predicted model, not a curated record. Gene Ontology annotation, biological process: protein phosphorylation. NCBI's taxonomy places the organism in Eukaryota, Metazoa, Chordata, Actinopteri, Beloniformes, Adrianichthyidae. The coding region runs from base 445 to 1470 and encodes 341 amino acids. Gene Ontology annotation, molecular function: ATP binding; protein kinase activity. The transcript has 5 exons.
GAAAUGUUAGUUCAUGUUUAUUUUUUCCAAGCCCUUUUUUUAAAUUCCUCUCAGGUAUUUUAAAUUUGUUAUAAGUAUAGAAACUGAAAACUGAAAUUAAAAAAGAAACUUGUGUAAAACAAUCUCGUUAAAGAUCAAGUGGUUCAACAGGUUCUUUUUGUAAAUAGCUGGACAGAAACCUAAUGCAUUACUCAUACAUACUAUCACAUAUAACACCUAUCUUGGAAUAUUUUGAUUUAAAAAUAGGAUUUUAUAAGGCAAGAUAAAAGCAAAGAGAAAUAAUAUCUUGCUUUUAGUUUUGGUUUCCAAGCAGUAGUUUCAACGUCAUGGCACCACCUGAAACCACGAAUCGUACUUUAUGCUGGGAAUAGAAACUCUGACAUAAACCAAAACAUCAGUGGUUUCAACAACAAAACUGCAUCUCUACUAAUGUGCUUUACCUGAAUGGCGUAUCCAACUGGUACCAUCGCUAAGGGUGGUUUUGGGAAGGUGUACAGAGAAAACUACAAUGGGACUUGGGCUGCUAUAAAGAAAGUCCCUCACUACCUCAUCACCAAGAAGGAUUUGGAAAGAGAAUGUGAAGUGUACAAUAAAUCAAGCCAUCCCAACAUAGUGAGGCUUCUCGGGGACAUAACCCUCACAGAUGGGAAAUGGAUCAUUCCACUAGAGUUUAUCCAUGGAGAAGACUUGGAGACAACUAUAUUCAAAGCAGCAAAGUCUAAGCUACUGCUGACUCCUACCACUAAAGCCAUCAUAAUUGUUGGGAUGUGUGAAGGCCUGCUUCAUCUGCACUCCAAAGACAUCGUUCAUCAAGACCUCAAGCCAGAAAAUAUCAUGGUUGAACAUGGCACAAACCGAGCUGUGAUCAUUGACUUGGGACUGGCCAAGUUCUUCAGGUAUGGACUGAGCUCCGCAGUUGACAUGGGAAACGAGGCUUACUCCCCUCCAGAGGUGCUACAAAGAAGGUCACCGCGAAACCAGCUAUCAGAUGUUUGGGCUAUGGGAAAGAUCAUUGCUGAAUUUCUGGCCCGAGUCCGGCUGUACACACCCACCGUCUGUCCAGCGAAGAUCCGAGAGGUCCUGGGGACUCAAGCUUACUGCAGUCCAGUUUGUCGAAUGGUGGAGCAAAACCCAUCUCGAAGAUCAACAAUGGCUGGAGUCAUUGAGGAAUUACGACAGGCAGGGGGCUUAGGUCGGAUCACUUAUCCAAAUCCUCCAAAAGAUAACCUUAGUGUACCAGGAAACAAUGCUGCAGACAGAAGGCAAAGUCCAGGGCGAAUAGGUAGAAGCCCAUCUCCACAAAACAGAAAUCUCAGACCUAUGAAUAGAGGACUUUCACCAUUUAGAGGGGAACCAUCCCCUUUUCGCCGAGAUUUAUCUCCAUCCCCAUUUCACAGACACAGAUCUCCAUCCCCAUUUCUCAGACACAGAUCUCCAUCACCGUUUCACCAAAAUAGGUUCGAUCACUAAUGAGAAAAAGCCAACAAACUUCAGCUCUUCACCCC